AUGUCCUGCCAAAUGCCGCUCUGCGAAGGUGAGGUUUUUGCUGCGCCGUUGGGACGCUUUUCUGAAGGUGAGACUUUGCUUCCAAAAGGAGAGCACGCCUCUGACAUGGCGUUAGUCUCUCUGCGGGUGCAUGAAAAGGAACUUGUCAUUGACGCAACGUCUAGGGCUGACAAUUCCAUGGAGAAGUCGUGCGCAGGUAGCGUUUCAAAACCGGUGAAGCCACUAGAUUCUAAGCCGCUGGCGCUGGGGAUGAUGGAACAUUUGGCAAGCAGCACUUCAAGUGAAAAGACGAUCCCACGCCUAAUGGACUCAAAAUUGGCAUCCUCGUCAGGAGGCAGAGAUGGCAUUGUUAAUGGAGAAUGCUGUUAUUCCACACCGGCCGGCAGUUUAACUUCUUUUGGGAAGGUGUGUAAAGAAAAGGCGGUUGUGGCGGCCACGGAAAAGAGCGAAGAAGAGGAAAUUUGCUGCAUUUGCCUGGAGGAAUAUACGGAGGAGAACCCCAUGUUGUAUGGGGAAUGCAAGCACCAUUUUCAUUUGCCCUGUCUCAUGAAUUGGAAACAACGCAGCAACGUCUGUCCAAUGUGUGCGUCAGAGACGCUGCGGGGACUGGCAGAAGAUGAGGCUCCGCCUCCUGUUCGUGCAACGGACGAUGA
This is a messenger RNA of Trypanosoma cruzi, 653 nucleotides long. RefSeq lists its product as uncharacterized. The annotation marks the transcript as partial. Lineage: Eukaryota; Euglenozoa; Kinetoplastea; Trypanosomatida; Trypanosomatidae. The transcript has a single exon. The record is from RefSeq and is a predicted model, not a curated record.